CACACCCCGAACCCACGGGACGCGAGACGGACCGACGGAACCCGUCACACAUCAGCGCCCGCGCUCCCGGAACACCAACCGACAGCCGCAUCUCGCAGUACGGGUCAUGACGCUGGAAGCGAUCCGGUACCGGUCCGGGUCUCUGCAGAUCCUCAACCAGCUGCUGCUGCCGCGGGAAACCGUGUACGACGAGAUCCGCUCGGUGCGGGACGGAUAUGAGGCCAUCAAGAGCAUGAAGGUGCGUGGCGCUCCUGCCAUCGCCAUCGUGGGCUGUCUGAGUCUGGCGGUGGAGCUGCGGGCAGGCGCCGGCGCUGAAGACCUGGUCUCCUUCGUCAGGGACUCUCUGUGCCACCUGACCUCCGCACGACCCACCGCCGUCAAUAUGGGCAGAGCCGCGCGAGAACUUAUGGAGUUUACUGAGAACGAGAGCAUGGAGAAGAACACAGAGCAGCUCAGAGACAGCGUGAUUGGCUGGAUCGAGGAAAUGUUAGAGCGAGAUGUGAACGACAACAAGAAAAUCGGCAACUACGGCGCGCAGCACAUCCUGUCUGGUGUCCCGCGAGACUCGGUCACCAUCCUCACACACUGCAACACCGGCAGCCUCGCCACCGCCGGAUACGGCACAGCGCUCGGAGUGGUGCGGUCGCUGCACAUGCUGGGCCGGUUGAAGCGUUUGUACUGCACAGAGACAAGGCCCUACAACCAGGGGGCCCGACUGACGGCGUACGAGGCCGUGGCUGAGGGCUUUCCAGCAACACUCAUCACAGACAGCAUGGCGGCGCUAGCUAUGAGGGAGAAGAGCAUCACAGCUGUCGUCGUUGGAGCGGACAGAGUCGUUGCAAACGGCGACACGGCGAAUAAAGUGGGCACGUAUCAGCUGGCCAUUGCUGCUAAGCAUCAUGGGAUACCGUUUUACGUGGCAGCGCCAAGCACGUCCUGUGAUUUGAGUCUGGAGAGCGGACGAGACAUCGUGAUCGAGGAGCGUCCCGCGGAGGAGCUGACUAGUAUCAACGGAGUCCCUGUAGCUGCACCGGGGAUUGACGUGUGGAACCCGGCGUUCGACGUCACUCCUCAUCAGCUGAUCACAGGCGGCAUCAUCACGGAGCUCGGGGUGUUUCUGCCGUCUGAACUGCAGGCUGCUCUGACCGGGAGACUCACGGCUCUGUGAGGCCCACAGCGCCCCCGCAGGCCCGGAGGAGCCACUGCAGCCGCUCCACCACUCGCCUCCGUCUCGAUUUCACCUCACCGCGGUGGAAGUUGCACCUUUAAUUACACACACAAGCGUCGCACGAGGUGUUUAACAAGGUAUACGCACGUUCCAUUCGGUUCAACACUUACAAAGUCGAGUGUAAAAACACCAAGUGACACACAACCCAGGGAUGCUUGUAAACACACACACACACACAAACACACACUCUUUCUCCUUCUCUCUGUGUGUACAGCUCAUGUCACAUCAUCUCAUGUCUUUCGUCUUCAUCGUUGUGAAAACUUCACGCCAUCUGUUGCUUUUGUUUUCCACUCGUUUCUUCCCCUCUUUCUGGCUCAGCUCCAGCUUUUAUUGACAGGAAGUGUAUCACGGAGAUGAUGAAGCGCGGAGCCGUCGAGAACAUUCAGAGGAUUUCAAAAUAAAAGUUGAUUAUUA
This is a messenger RNA of Danio rerio (zebrafish), 1642 nucleotides long. RefSeq names its product methylthioribose-1-phosphate isomerase 1 (gene mri1). Gene Ontology annotation, molecular function: S-methyl-5-thioribose-1-phosphate isomerase activity. Gene Ontology annotation, biological process: L-methionine cycle. Gene Ontology annotation, cellular component: nucleus; cytoplasm. Lineage: Eukaryota; Metazoa; Chordata; Actinopteri; Cypriniformes; Danionidae. The record is from RefSeq and is marked validated.